This is a messenger RNA of Lobosporangium transversale, 518 nucleotides long. Its product is annotated as transcription initiation factor IIA, gamma subunit, helical domain-domain-containing protein. The coding region runs from base 56 to 382 and encodes 108 amino acids. Gene Ontology annotation, biological process: transcription initiation at RNA polymerase II promoter; RNA polymerase II preinitiation complex assembly. Lineage: Eukaryota; Fungi; Mortierellomycota; Mortierellomycetes; Mortierellales; Mortierellaceae. Gene Ontology annotation, cellular component: transcription factor TFIIA complex. Gene Ontology annotation, molecular function: TBP-class protein binding; RNA polymerase II general transcription initiation factor activity. The transcript has 4 exons. The record is from RefSeq and is a predicted model, not a curated record.
AUUUCUUUCAUCUCUUCUUCUGUGCUGAUCUGUUGCAAUUGUGGAAGAAAAAGCCAUGUCACAGUACUAUGAGCACUAUCGUAAAAGCAGCAUUGGACUGUCAUUGAUUGACUCCUUGGAUGAGUUAAUUCAAUCUGGUCAUAUCAACCCUCAGUUGGCCAUGCGAGUCCUUGCACAGUUUGACAUGAGUAUUGCUGAUGCACUGAGCACACGCGUCCGUACCCGUGCUACUUUCAAGGCCCAUCUUGAUAACUACCGAUCUUUGGAUGAUGUAUGGACCUUUGUACUGUCGAGUCCAACCUUCCGUUAUGACAAUGAAUCUGUGACUGCAGACAAAGUCAAAAUUGUUGCCUGCAAGGCCAGAGUUCCGGGCGAAGUCUAGAUUCUACUUCUCGUUGUAUUUCUAAAUUUUUUUUUUUACGAGAAUCUACUCUACUCAAUUCAUACUACCCUACUACCUUGUUCCUUUUUUUAUUAUCAUUAAUAGAUCUUUUGAAAAAAAAUAAAAGAAAAUAAAU